Molecule: messenger RNA, 1146 nt
Organism: Paramecium tetraurelia
Lineage: Eukaryota; Ciliophora; Oligohymenophorea; Peniculida; Parameciidae
Exons: 4
Source: RefSeq, a predicted model, not a curated record
AUGGAUCAAACAACAACAAGUAUUAAUAGUUUUACGACGACUGACAGAGAAUUGGAAAACAAUUUGAAAGACCUGCUUGAGAGAAUCUUGAUUUAAGUAGAAAAGCAUAUAGAAACGAAAGAAGAGUUAAAUUAAAUUGAAUCAGAACUGAAAGAUUAUGAAAGUUUAUCACAUUUGGUUGGGAUAAUUAAGGUCAUAUUCACAAAAAUGAUGCUGAAAAUUGAGAAGAAGAUUUAGUAAGUAAAAUAGAUUCAUGCUAUCAAUAGAAAAUUAGAAAAAUUCAAUGAUCCUACGUAAACCAGAUUUUCAAGAGAUGAUGAUGAAUAUGAAAAAUUAGAAUAGACUUUAAUCAAGUAUGAACAAGAAAUCAGAAAGCAUAUAAGUAUUGAAUAAUAAUUGAAACUAUAUGCUGAAUCAAUAUAAACUAAAUUGGAUGAAAGCGAAGAAAUACGUCAAGAAUUGUUAGAAACAACUAAAAAUAACAUAAGUAAAUUGAAGAGAGAAAAUCAAGAAUUACACGAGAAAGAGCAAUCUCUAUAAUAAGAACUUGUUUAACUAAAAUAAACCAUUUUUUAAUUUGAAAAGGAAAGCAAAAGAAAAUAGAUCGAAGUUAAUCAAAGAGAAUACCUCUAAAAUUUAAUUUAUAAAUAAGCCAAUCAAUCCUCAAAUAAAUGUGGAAAUUAGAAGUUAUUUUAAGAGCCAAGAUAAUCCAAUUCGCAUUCAGAACAUAAAUUAACUGGUAAUCAUGUAAUGAAAGAAUCAUUGGAGACGAGUGACAUAGUAUUACCAACUCAACAACCAUAAAAAAACAAUUAUUAUAGUAUUUUAGGAAAUGCUAACAAAUAAAAAAAGUCAGAUAUGAUCAAAUCGCUUUAAUAACGAGAUUUUAAUAAGAUCUAUGGGUAGAUAAUGAGAACCAAACAUAAUUCCUUAUCAUCAAUCAAUGACAUCAUGUUAAGUAUCUCUCAGCAAGAAAGAAAGAGAAUUGAAAAAGUUUAUUCGGUCUCAAAAAAUAGUUCCUAAAAUAGCAGUGUGAUUCAAAGACCAAAGGAUCACAAUGAAUAUCAGUAGAGAAGCAGAAGUUCCAAAAGAGCUGAAGAUACAAUAAAGUACAAAACCCUUGAUUCUUUAAUACAGUUGAAGUGA